CUUCCGCUAUCAUUGAGAACAGAGAGCAAUCGGUUCCUGAUAAAAAAUACAAACAAUGGGCAAGAAGCACAAAAAACACAAGUCCGAAAAACAUGGAUAUGAAGAGUACGGAGAGAGACCAUUGAAACUUGUGCUGAAGGUGUCUGGAAACGAAGUGACGACAGGAAGUUCAAGCCGGGACACUUUUUACGAUGAACAGCCAGCGGACUUAAACAAACCAAAGGACAAGAAGAAGAAGAAGAAGAAGGAUAAAGACAGGAGUUUUGUUUCUCCUGAGGAUGACAGAGUUAAGAAAAAGAUGACAAAGAAGAAGAAAGGUCAAGACCCAGCUGGAGAUGAAGACCGGGAACGGAGCAGAACUCCCAUUCGGUCAGAGCUGGACAAACUGGAAGAAAAAGAGCAGACACCUCUGCAGGAAGCUUUGAACCAACUCAUCAGGCAGCUCCAAAGGAAAGACCCCAGUGCAUUCUUCUCGUUCCCGGUCACAGACCUCAUCGCUCCUGGCUACUCUGCCGUAAUCAAGCGGCCCAUGGAUUUCAGCACCAUGAAGGACAAAGUAAAGAAAGAGUGCUACCAGUCGUUGGAUGAACUUAAGGUGGAUUUCAGGAUUAUGUGUGAAAACGCCAUGAUUUACAACAAACCUGAGACCAUUUACCACAAAGCAGCUCGGAAACUGUUACACUCAGGGAUGAAGAUCUUGAGCCAGGAGAGGCUGGAGAGCCUGAAGCAGAGCAUAGAAUUCAUGUCUGGCCUAGAUCCCUCUGGCAAACAGCUGGGGCAGUCCAAGGACCAGGGAGGCACCGGCCUGGACCAGAAUGGAGAGAGACCCAGCACUGCCACAGACAGCAGUGAGAGCUCUCAUACACCCAGCACACCCAGACACGACAAGGACUCCAAGGACGAAGCAGCAAAGGCAGAGAAAGAGCUUGAGGAAAUUCGCAAGGUCAUCGAAGAAUCUGGAGGAAAGCUGUCCAACAGGAUGCUGCAGAGUGAUUUGGAUUUCGCACGACGGAAGUCUGAUGGCUCCACCACUCUUGCAAUCCUCAACCCAGCAGAUCCAUCAGUUGGAGAUGUUGGUUACUGUCCUGUAAAACUGGGCAUGAUGUCCAAUCGGCUGCAGAGCGGCAUGAACUCCCUGCAGGGCUUCAGGGAGGACAAGAGGAACAGAAUCACUCCAGUGUCCUACGUCAACUACGGCCCGUUCACCUCCUAUGCCCCCACCUAUGACUCCAGCUUUGCCAACGUCAGCAAAGAGGACUCUGAUCUGAUCUACUCAUCCUAUGGCGAGGAGGCCAGCAUGCAGGGCUCAGACAGCUUGUCAGAGUUUUUGGCCAAAUCAGACGAGUAUGUUUACAAACUGGCAGACAAUAUCCUGGAUGCGGUGACAAAUGGGGAGCAUUCAAAAACCCUCAAGGAGACAGAGCAACAGGUGGAGGAGGAAACCAAUACACAAGUGGGGAAGGAUGACAUGGAGGUAGCUGAACCUGAUGGAACCAAAAGCAACAGGCCCAACUUCCUACGCUCUGCUGCAGGCCUGCAAGAAGCUGCCGAACUCUCUGCGGAGGCUCUGCACUUCCAAGAGAAACUGGACGAGACUACAAAGCUCCUGCGAGACCUGCAGGAAGCUCAGAAAGAGCGUCUGAGCACCAAGCAGCCGCCAAACAUGAUCUGCCUGCUUGCCCCGACUGCGAAGGAGCUCGAGCUGGCUGAGAAGGUGACAGGGAACCUGGCUGAGUUAACAGGUCAGGUGGCCCCGUGUGAUGUCAGCACCGUGUACGGCAUCAGGAGGGCCAUGGGCGUUGCUUUACCUCCGGGACUGCCUGAGACAUUCAUUGACCUCACUACAGUGCGGGAGACGGCUGAACCAAUGGAGACCAUGUCUAGUUGUCAGGAUACAGCUCCAAUCAUCACUGUAUGAUUUGAUUCCAACAACAUUCACAGUUUAGUAACUUAAUUUUUGUAGAAAGUGUGUUUUUUGUGUCAUUUUUAUGCAUUUCAUUCAAUAAACUUCUUUUUAUAUAAA
Labrus bergylta (ballan wrasse) is the source of this 2023-nucleotide messenger RNA. It is a transcript of the gene brd7, whose product is annotated as bromodomain containing 7. Gene Ontology annotation, cellular component: nucleus. NCBI's taxonomy places the organism in Eukaryota, Metazoa, Chordata, Actinopteri, Labriformes, Labridae. Gene Ontology annotation, biological process: regulation of transcription by RNA polymerase II. The record is from RefSeq and is a predicted model, not a curated record.